CAGAUUAAACCAGUUGAAAAGCCACCAGGGCAUCUCUAAAGUACAACGAACGUUAGAACAAUUCUGGAUUUUUUAAUCUUGCAGAAACGAAAUUAUCGCCGGGGUUCAGGUCGUCUCAGUCUGCAAUCAAAAUUUCCCCAUUCUUGAUUACCCGUUCAUUUUCAAAUUUUACCUUAGUCUACAGGCAUAAAAAUCCCAUUUCAGCGAAGUCCAAAAUCGCGGAAAAUAGCAUAAAAUCGCCUUUAUUUGUUCUCGUAUCCGUGAAUCCUCUCCGAAGUUUAAAGUCCAGGGAAUUUAUAGAUUCAGAUUGAUUAUUUUGACAGCUAGGGUUUUAAAAUUCUCGAACCUCGCUGCUGUGGGGAGCUUAAAUCGAUUCCUAGGGUUUAGAGCUUUCAUUUUACCUGAAUCGGCAUGUUUUUUCCAUGGAUCCUAUUUGAAAUCUAAAAUCUAUGCAUCUCUCGUCUUCGGAAGGACAUGAUUCGACGGCUAGGGUUUUGAAUUCGGUCGAAAUUCGCGGCUUAUGAGGGUUUAAAUCGACGGUUAGGGUUUUAAUAUUUAUUCUUUAGAUGCUCAGAUGAAGAGAACUUUCAGCGCUCGAUUUGAUGGAAUGCCCGAGAGUAUCGACGGUUCGCCGUCCAGCUCGAGGUCCGUGACGGAAACCGUCAAUGGAUCGCACAAUUUUGUUAUACAGGGUUACUCUCUGGCCAAAGGCAUGGGCGUUGGACGGCACAUUGCAAGCGAGACUUUUACAGUGGGAGGUUACCAGUGGGCGAUUUAUUUUUACCCCGAUGGGAAAAAUGCCGAAGAUAACUCUCUGUACGUGUCAGUUUUUAUUGCCCUGGCCAGCGAGGGAACUGACGUUCGUGCUCUUUUUGAAUUGACGCUGGUUGAUCAGAGUGGCAAGGGCAAGAACAAAGUUCACAGUCAUUUUGAUCGGGCUCUCGAGAGCGGGCCUUAUACUUUGAAGUAUCGGGGAAGCAUGUGGGGCUACAAACGGUUCUUUCGACGGGCUGUGCUUGAAACAUCAGAUUAUCUUAAAGACGACUGCUUAAAAAUAAAUUGUACAGUGGGAGUUGUUGUUUCAGCCACAGAAGGACCUAGAUUGCACUCUAUAUCUGUUCCUGAAUCGGACUUAGGGAUGCACUUUGGUGCACUGCUUGAUAAUCAAGAAGCCUCCGAUGUGACUUUUGAUGUAAGUGGGGAGAAAUUUUAUGCUCAUAAACUUGUGUUGGCUGCACGUUCUCCGGUAUUUAAAGCAAAAUUUUUUGAUUCUGCCGAGGAGGACAGCAAUGAGGUUGCUAUUGAGGACAUGGAUCCAAAGGUGUUCAAGGCAAUGCUGCAUUUUGUUUACAGAGAUACUCUUCCUGAUGAAGAACCAAUAUCGCCUAGUUCAUCAUCUUCAUCUUCAAAAGUAGAGACAUUGGCAGAACAUUUACUUGCUGCAUCACAUACUUAUGGCUUAAAAAGACUAAGGCUACUAUGUGAAUCAAAAUUAUGUAAAGACAUAUCUGUGAAUACUGUUGCAUCUAUUCUUGCUCUGGCGGAUAGUUACAAUGCCACUGAACUGAAAGCUGCAUGCCUCAAAUUUGCUGCAGAAAAUCUUGCAGGUGUCAUGCGUUCAAAGGGGUUUGAGUAUCUAAAGGAAAAGUGCCCUUCACUUCAGUCAGAGCUUCUAAAAACAGUUGCCGGCUUUGAGGAUGAUUCAACUUCAAGUAGUGAGGAAAGAGUAGGAGUGUGUGGGCGCAACUUUCUGAUGGUACCGAUAUUAAUGGAAGGAGAGUAAGAUCAAGAAUAUAGCAUUGAGAAUUUUGAUUGGCAUGAGGAAUCCUGUAAGAAUAAUUAACUUGAGACAUUAACUAAUACUGACUUUCUUUGGUUGUGUGCUUGUGCAUACUGAGAUGCCCAUAUACUGGAUAAGUGAAAUUCAAUUUGGGAAAUCAUUGUAGCUGUUUUAUGAAGAUAUGUCUCUGUAUGUGCAUUAAUGUAAGAAUGCAAAAUUUCAUGUUUA
This is a messenger RNA of Cryptomeria japonica (Japanese cedar), 2008 nucleotides long. Its product is annotated as BTB/POZ and MATH domain-containing protein 4. Gene Ontology annotation, molecular function: protein binding. NCBI's taxonomy places the organism in Eukaryota, Viridiplantae, Streptophyta, Pinopsida, Cupressales, Cupressaceae. The record is from RefSeq and is a predicted model, not a curated record. Gene Ontology annotation, biological process: protein ubiquitination.